AAUAAUUAUUUUUAGACAGUGGGAUUUGGAACACAUUAUUAUUAUGGUAAGGUAAUCAUAUUAAAACCAAAAAAUUAACAUGUUAAAUUUCGGUAAAGAUACCCUUUAAGGUAUUUAGUUUAGAAUUCCCAACUUAAAUUUGCAAUAAUAAAUUUAAUUAGUGGGCAUACCAACUAGAAUUACAUUAUAACAAAUGAAUGUUACCCUUCAUAUACACAUAUCUCUUCUCCAUCAUAGUUGAUCUCCUUGACUCUUGUAGUAUGGAGUGAUUCCACUGAGACCUUGAAACCAGCAUUACCAUUGGACGCCAUGUGAUGUGUGACUUGUGGGCGGAUUAAGACAAAUUAAUAUUGCGGGGGUGUUGGCAACAAAGGUCACGCAAACAAGGGCGGGGCUCAUAGACAAGCAAAAGAAGAGGCUCUGAAGAGGCAGCAGUACAAGAAGAUACAUUUGAAGCAACAGCAAAUACAGCUUAAGUAAUAAUGGCAGAAAAUACCAGUCCAGCUACCACUAUGACUUGUGAGGUUUGUUCAGAGUAUUAUACUGACCCCCUCAUGCUUCCCUGUCUUCACUCAUUCUGUAAGAAGUGUCUAAUAAAAGCUAAAGAGAAGCAAGGUAGUGCUGAUACCUCAUUAAAGUGCCCAACGUGUGACACUAGCGUUAAUUUACCUGAUAAUGAAAUUGAAGGCCUCACUCAAAACCUUUGGUUUGAACAUAAAUCAAAAGAGGCUUCAAUCAAAAAAAAGAUUGUCAGCAAGGAAGCAGCAUCAUGUGAUAAAUGUAGGGUUGAUGAUUCCAGUGAUGCAGCUGUUGUGUAUUGCUGUGAUUGCAGCCAGUUUCUGUGCGACCAUUGUAAGAAAGGUCAUAAGCGAAAACCAAAAAAAGCCAAUCACAAGCUAAUCAAUUUAGAAACAAAGGAAUCCAUUGAAUUGCCUACUGUUAAACAUGAAGCAGUUUACUGUGCACGACAUUUAGACCAAAAGCUGACAUACUUUUGCAACGAUUGCAAUACAUUAGUUUGUCAAAUUUGUCUUAAUGUGAAGCAUAAAAGUCACAAUUACAAUGAUUACCUUGAUGAAGGUGAAGCAGCACGUAAAGCAUUAAAGGAAAGUGUUGCUAGUUGUGAUCGAGUCAUUCCUCCAGUCACUGAAGCUAUUGCUAAUGGAGAGAAGAUGCUAGAGCAGAUAGCAACACGUAAAGAAGAAGUAAGGCAGGAAAUCAAGGAAAUGUUUGAAGAGCUUAAAGCUGCUUUAGAUAAGAGAUGCAAUGAUCUACUAAGGCCACGCCAAUGAGAUUCCUUGUUUCUCAUUACCCGCCCGCAUUGCCGCCUCUAAUUUUUAAUAUUGUUAAUAUGCCAUAGACUUCCAGGGCGCAUGCGCAGACUCUGUUUUGUGGUGUUUCUGUGCGCCAUUUUUCUAUAAUUUCAUGAUAUUUCUCCUGUUUCUUGCCUUAUUGCAACUUGAGAGUCUCUGUUUGCGGAGUGUUUGUCGACCAAAUAGCGCUAGCAAGAGUGCAAACUCAUACUCAUUUCAGCCCGCGUCUUCUCUUCAGUCCUCGAGAUAUUCCUUAAGUACAGUGUUUUCAAGGCUAGUCUAUUGUGACUCUGCAUGUUUUGUUGCAAGAGCUCGCUCUCCUCACUGAAUUGAUGUUUGACACUAAUAUUGUGCAUUUUGAUAUUGUUUUUUGCAAGAGCUCAUUCUCUUUUCAGUUACCUUGGUUACUUAUAUUAUCGUGGUUAGUGAUUUUAAUUAGGUACAGUAAUAAUUAUCUCUUUCUCCCCUCACUCAGGCUCAGUCUCUCCUCUUCCUUUCUCAAAGAUUGCAGAUAUACUUGUACUAACUUUAAUGAUUUUUGGUCAGUGCAUUGUACUAUCGAGUUCA
This is a messenger RNA of Amphimedon queenslandica, 1880 nucleotides long. RefSeq names its product E3 ubiquitin-protein ligase TRIM71-like. Bases 483 to 1292 code for a protein of 269 amino acids. The transcript has 5 exons. Gene Ontology annotation, molecular function: zinc ion binding. The record is from RefSeq and is a predicted model, not a curated record. NCBI's taxonomy places the organism in Eukaryota, Metazoa, Porifera, Demospongiae, Haplosclerida, Niphatidae.